GACGCAACCGCUUCCAUAGGUGUAGGUAUAGUUACUAGAUACCAUCGCUCAAGUACAUCCGUAAAUAUUGAUAUCGUAGGGAUACGUCAAAACAUUAAAGUUCCAAGAAGUUCGCAGCAGUACGCGCCCAACUGGUUCGAAUAGAAUAUUUCCAAGUUACCUGAAUAUAAUUAUACUAUAAUAUUAUAUAUCCGUAAUACACGGCUUUUCGUUUACCUAAUCGUAAGAUCAGUCUAUAUACGAACGCAUUUCUGCAGUGAAUUUUCAGAGGAUCAUCAUUUCGAGCAUCGCUGAUCAACGGAUUGUCAUCUUUUUUUCAUCCAGAUAACAGCCGGCCGCCAUGAAAACCGGCGGCGGAACGCUGGUCCGGCUGACGCUGAGCGGCGGCGCGUUGGUCGCGUCCACCGCGGCGGCGUGCUGUUUCCUGUCCGUGUGGUCGUACUGGUACUACGAGCUGGACGCCGACUGCGUGCAGGCGCGCGACUGCAAGUGCCUGCUGUUCGGCACGAGCUUCGCGGGCGGCGGUUUCGUGGGUGGCGACCGGUUCGCGUGCCAGUACGUCGCGUACUCGCUGCUGGCGUCCGCCGGGCUCGCGGCCUACACGAGCGUAUACUACGGCUGCAGGUUGCUACUGUGCGCGGGCCACAGCCGCGGCCGGCACCAGCACCACCGGCCAGUCAGGACAGUGGCCGAGACCAGACCCGAGGACGGCACCACCGGCCGCACCAGUCCACAGAUACAGAUAAAUGGCUUAACGAUUUGCCUUGCAAUUAUUCUCGCUGCCAUGGCGUUAAAUAUGUUUAUUGCAUCGAUCGUACUGAGCAACGGAUAUAUAUCGACCUGUCUGCAGUACGUGCAUCGAGUGAAAAGUUAUUUGAUGGUUUCCGGAAACAUGGUAGAGUUGAUAACAAACCGUAUGUCUUGUGGGACCAUUUACGAUUUCAUGGACUACUUACAACCGCCAUCGCGACAGGUGACAUAUGAACUGAUCCACCGACACAAGACCAAUCCACGCGAUUCUGUGAUUAAUACAUCGGCACUUUUAAUUAUAUCUAUUGUACUGUCGUGGUUGAACACAUUUAUAUGGAUUGUAUUUACGUUUUGUACUUAUUAUUUCAGGUGAAUAGGGUACCUACCUAUUAAAUAAUGUUAAACGUCUAAUUAACUGUUGAAUACAAAUUCGAUUUGAGUGUAGGUGACAUGUUUACCAUUGGUAAUACCUACCUUACUGUGUCAUGAAUAAUCAAUUGUUUGUGCAAAAAAUUAAACUACAAAUCCAACUGCUAUAAAUAAAAUAUAUUUUAUCAUA
Messenger RNA from Metopolophium dirhodum (rose-grain aphid), 1309 nucleotides. RefSeq lists its product as uncharacterized. The coding region runs from base 341 to 1123 and encodes 260 amino acids. The transcript is spliced from 4 exons. Lineage: Eukaryota; Metazoa; Arthropoda; Insecta; Hemiptera; Aphididae. The record is from RefSeq and is a predicted model, not a curated record.